Molecule: messenger RNA, 1509 nt
Organism: Nerophis lumbriciformis (worm pipefish)
Lineage: Eukaryota; Metazoa; Chordata; Actinopteri; Syngnathiformes; Syngnathidae
Source: RefSeq, a predicted model, not a curated record
AUGGCGGCAUCGAUCCUUUGCAAGAAAAUUCACCCCAUUUUCGCAGACGGGCUCCACGUUCUCCCUCUCCGACAGGCUAGCGUCAGCCAAUCGCGGCCCACGACGGGGGCGGAGCCUGUGGAAAGGCAGCAUUUAAUUGGUGAUGGUCACUCAGAUUGGAUGACGGAAAAAGUUGAUUUGUCUUCAUUCGUGUCAACUACCGAGUCGUCCCCCAGCUCAUCCCUUCCACCCUCACCGUUAGAACAAGAUGUCAAGGUGCCCUCAGACCUGGAGGUCAUGACCUCUCUAUUGCAGGAGGAGCUAGCUCAGCUGGAGGACUACUUCCGAUCAGAGUCCACUGCCACGGCCAGCAAGUUGGAAAAAUCCUCGAAAUGUGACAAAGGUGCCCAAGCAAUGGGCUCGCAGUCUUAUUACCAGUUACCCUAUAACUCUUAUGGGACCAGCCAAUCAGACACCAGCCCCGUGGUUGUUACCUUGGCAACAGGGGAACUGGACCUGGCCAGCUUCUGUGGCGGUCCCAUGGGCAGAUCCAAAAUCACGCGACCUGCUCCGUACAACUACCACCACCGGUACCACCACAACAGUGGGCGAAGAAUAAUCAGCGAGGCAGUGAAAGUCGGGGAGGAAGUUGGACUCGAUACGUGGGGCUCCAGGGGGAGCUACUCAGGAAGCACAGAGUUUUCUGUCAACCACUACUCCACGUUGAAGACGGUCAGCAAGAACAGCCUCGGUGGCAUCAAGAAGGUGAGAGAAUGUGCUUUAUCGUUGAAGGAAGAGGAGAGCUAUUGUUUUUCCGAAGGAAUGUUUUGCAGCGAAGAAAUCGCACGAAGCUUUUGCCUGGGUGGCUCGUACGACAGCCACCACAAACGAGAGGGACAGCUAAUGCACAAUGUGAAGGUUAAUGUAAGUUACGACAGCGCUGGGCUGGAGGUCCUGCACUGCAGCAAAGAUGGAGGACUGUCUGGAAGUAUUCCCCAAGAGACAAUGAUGGCUGCUGACGGCUACUUCCAUCAAUCAAUGGCCAGCGCAGAGCCAUACCAUAGCUUUAUCGGUGAACUAGACCAGCCGUCGCAAUCUGUAGAGCCCCAACAUGGUCACUACCUCUAUCCAGAAUGCCUUGUGGAUCAAAGUUACGAAUGUCUGUCGAGAGGAGAGGGCGAGGGGGCGCUUCUGGGCGCUCCCAUCCACCGCCCGACUCAGAGACUAAAGGACGAGCCCUGCUCCAUUAAGUCGACGCUGGUGGUCGGUGCCGCUUCUUUGGAUUUGAACACUGGGGAGAGGAAGCAGAAGAAGAGAGACCAGAACAAAACUGCUGCUCACAGGUACAGGCUGCGGAAAAGGGCAGAGUUGGACUCUCUGGAAGAGGAGCUUCAUGGGCUGGAAGGUCAGAACAGGGAACUUCGUGACAAGGCGGAGUCAGUAGAGCGAGAGAUUCAGUAUGUGAAAGAUUUACUUAUCGAGGUCUACAAGGCUCGCAGUCAGCGGCUCAAACAAGAUGGCAGUGCCUAA